Messenger RNA from Penicillium psychrosexuale, 450 nucleotides. RefSeq lists its product as uncharacterized. The transcript has 2 exons. Bases 1 to 450 code for a protein of 149 amino acids. NCBI's taxonomy places the organism in Eukaryota, Fungi, Ascomycota, Eurotiomycetes, Eurotiales, Aspergillaceae. The record is from RefSeq and is a predicted model, not a curated record.
AUGGAGAAGCAGCAUCGCCUUCAAGCGGAGGCGGACAAUUAUCGUCACCUCAGGAGCUUGCAAGGACAUCAGAUCCCCGCCUGUCUUGGAUCCUUUCAGCCACGGGUCGCGUAUUGGUACUAUGGUGAAUUAAUGGCCGAGAUGAUGGUCUUGAGCUGGUCAGGAAAGCGGCUUCAGCAUAUAAUUAAUGACGAGAAUUCCAGUUUCUUCAACCAGGAGCGCAAGAAAGCUCUGACUGUGCUUCGGUCGCACGGAGUCGUCCACAACGAUAGUGAGUGGCGCAAUAUGUUGUGGGAUGAUAUCAGUCGCCAGUUAAUUGUCAUUGACUUGGAGGAUGUGAAAUUGUUGAAGCGCCGUCAGGUUCUUGCAUCAACUUCUGGCAAUGCCUGGCGUGGUUAUCGCGUCGGCGCGGGGAAAACCACAGACCACCGCGUUAGUCGACUCAGUUGA